This is a messenger RNA of Paraglomus brasilianum, 315 nucleotides long. The record is from the annotation of a GenBank genome assembly. NCBI's taxonomy places the organism in Eukaryota, Fungi, Glomeromycota, Glomeromycetes, Paraglomerales, Paraglomeraceae.
AUGACCAACAGAAUCGACGCGUUGACCACUACGAUGACCAACAGAAUUGAUGCGUUGACCAACAGAAACAUGGAUACAAGAAAUCUUGCACGCGUAUUAAAUUCGCGUAUAACCGCUCCAGAUACGACACUGGAAGUCGUUUCAGAUAAGACUGGCAAUAUGCCACAAACUUACCCACAAACAAUUGCCACGCUUCGCGCAAUGACACGUCAAAACAUAGACGCGCUCUUAACCUUUUACCAACUCCCAACUACUGGAACAGUUGAAAAUAGACGCAUACGCCUUGCGAAACACUUAGGAAUUCGGCUGUUGUAA